AAGCGCCACGCUGCAGGGCUGCGUUCUUGCGCCUAUAAAUACAUCGCAUUGCAAGGAAGGAGCAUUGAGGAGGGUAAGGGCGCGAGAGGGAUUUGCUAAAUACAAGGAAUGGGAGCAGAAUCCUUGCAGGGUAACGGGGAGGCUCGCUUUCUGCCUCCAUCUGCUCCUCUCAUAUUGGGGCUCCAACCGGCUGCCCUUAUCGACCAUGUGACCCACGUCGAUUUGUCCUUGCUCGAUCAAAUCCCCGGUGAGCGUGGAGGCUCCAUUCCGGUAGGAGUUGAGGAGCUUGAGCAUAUAUUAGGUGAGCUCAAAAAGCACAUCCUCUCUACCCCUGGGGAUUCAUCUCCUAUGAAGACCAUGGCGGGGGGAAGUGUUGCCAAUACUAUUCGAGGACUUAGUGUGGGCUUUGGGGUCGCCACUGGUAUGAUUGGGGCUUAUGGGAAUAAUAAGGAAGGCCAGUUAUUUGUCAGGAAUAUGAGCAUUAGUCGGGUGGACAUUUCAAGAUUGAGGAUGAAGGAGGGACCAACAGGCCAGUGUGUUUGCCUGGUCGAUGCAUUGGGCAAUCGUACAAUGCGGCCAUGUCUGUCAAAUGCUGUAAAAGUUCAGGCCAAUGAAUUAACCAGAGAGGACUUCAAUGGCUCUAAGUGGUUGGUAUUGAGAUAUGCUAAAUUCAAUUUGGAAGUUAUUCAAGCAGCAAUAAGGAUUGCCAAACAAGAGGGCCUUUCUAUAUCAUUGGAUUUGGCUAGCUUUGAGAUGGUUCGGAAUUUUAGAUUGCCUCUUCUUCAGUUACUGGAAUCAGGGGAUAUAGAUCUAUGCUUUGCCAAUGAGGAUGAAGCAACAGAGCUUCUAAGGGGUGAACAGAAUGCUGACCCUGAGGCUGCACUGGAAUUUCUAGCCAAACACUGCCGGUGGGCUGUGGUGACAUUAGGGGCCAAUGGUUGCAUUGCAAAACAUGGAACAGAGGUAGUCCGAGUUCCAGCUAUAGGGGAGGCAAGGCCAGUUGAUGCCACUGGAGCUGGGGACCUGUUUGCCUGUGGUUUUCUGUACGGAUUAGUCAAGGGAUUAUCUCUAGAGGAAUGUUGUGAGGUGGGUUCAUGUACCGGUGGAUCUGUUAUUCGUUCUCUUGGGGGUGAGGUGACCCCCGAGAAUUGGGAAUGGAUGUACGAGCAGAUGCAGGUCAAGGGACUUCAGGUUUCUGAUAUCUGGAACUGAUUUCUCCUGCUUUGCAGCGAGUGUUUUAACAUCUAUUGCUCUCAUUCAUCAAGGAAGGGGCAGCUUUGUUGCAUUUUGGGGCCAGAGUGACUUUUGUUUUGUACACGACCACCAAUAUCACUAUGGAAACAUGAACAUCUGCUGUGCUAGCAACUAAAUUUAUUCUUUAGAAACACCCGUCUUAAGGCUUGAAUGUCUUAGAAUGUGUUGCCAUUGGCAAAAACCUCAAGUUGUCUUAAAAUUUUUCAAUAUGAAACUCUGAGGAGACAGCAUUUGUU
Molecule: messenger RNA, 1490 nt
Organism: Rubroshorea leprosula
Lineage: Eukaryota; Viridiplantae; Streptophyta; Magnoliopsida; Malvales; Dipterocarpaceae
Source: the annotation of a GenBank genome assembly